Molecule: messenger RNA, 471 nt
Organism: Panonychus citri (citrus red mite)
Lineage: Eukaryota; Metazoa; Arthropoda; Arachnida; Trombidiformes; Tetranychidae
Exons: 3
Coding region: 16-471 (151 amino acids)
Molecular function (GO): protein dimerization activity; zinc ion binding
Source: RefSeq, a predicted model, not a curated record
GUUGUUUUAUCAGAUAUGGAUUCAAAAAAGACAAUUCAAGAAGCUCGUACAUCUCGAAACAGUUCGGACAAUUCAAUUUCAACAAGAAGACCUCCACCUCCUCCUCCAAGGAAGCGAAAUCGACUUGUGAGAGCUACAACUUACUUGGUCAACAAAUGUCCUUAUUCAUCUGCUAUUUCGCCACAAUUUGAUGAACAAUUACUUGCCUCAUCAGGGCAAUUCACAAAUCUUUUAACAACUACUAUUGGUAAAAAGUUUUACUCUCAAACCUCAGGUGAAGGUAAAGAUGGACAACUCAGUUGUCCUAAAUGUGGAAACCCAUGUACCCAAGUGGAAACCUUUGUUUCCUCAACUCGAUUCGUUAAAUGUGAAAAAUGUCACCAUUUUUUCGUUGUUCUAUCAGAUAUGGAUUCAAAAAAGACAAUUCAAGAAGCUCGUACAUCUAAAAACAGUUCAGACAAAUUUUAUUAG